ACUAGUUUAUCGGCCGCGUUCGCACUAAAUUCCAACUAACUGUAUUUGCUUAGCGAUUAUAACAUGUAAAUAAAUUAAUGAAAUAUGGCUAUUUAUCGUCCCCGAGGAACUCUGGCACGCGUCAUCCACGCAAAGUUCCACAAUGAUAACUCUCUGGAAAACAUAGACACUAGAAAGUGGUAUUCCUUGGCCCACGACCUUCCCCAGCGCUUCCAAGCCAAGUUCGUGGCCCUGGAGCCAGAUGCGACCACGGUGAGUUGGUUGGAGCGUGCCAAGGCCUUAUCGACGAACAUUUGGACGCACUUGUGGCACGCCCUGGCCAGAUCUAUUCUCCAGUUCUUCAUGACGCAGACGGACAUCAAUGGCUUCCUAAAAAGAGGCUCAAUGUUUAUCCUGUCGGAAGCGCAGUUCCAUAAGCUACUCGUGGCCGGCGGCUUCUCACCAGCAUCUGUAACUGAACCGGUGACGCUGCUGGACAUUGGUGCUGGCGAUGGCGAGAUCUCCCUGCGAGUUGCUAACACUGUCGCCGAGCUAAGUGGCAGUGCCGGUCUCCGGGUGUUUGCCACGGAGGCCAGCUGGACCAUGCGGGAGCGGCUAAAGAAGCUGAACUUUAAUGUAAUCAAUGAGAUUGGCGGGCUAGAGAACGUAGAGUUAAUUUUGUGCCUGAACGUGCUGGAUCGGUGCUUUGAUUCGUUCAAGCUGCUGGAGGACAUACACGUUGCUCUCGCUCCCAAUGGCCGAGCCGUGGUGGCCUUGGUACUUCCAUACAUGCAUUACGUAGAGACAAACACCUCCCACUUGCCACUGCGCCCGCUUCUGGAGGGAACCGGGCGACAAACGUCGUUCGAGGAAGAGGCCAGCCGGUUUAUGGAGCUGCUGGAGAACUGCGGCUUUCGUGUAGAGUCGUGGACGAAGGCGCCAUAUCUGUGCGAGGGAGACCUGCAUCAAUCAUUCUAUUGGCUAAUCGACCUAAUCGUUGUCAUCUCAAAGAAGAUCUAGAAAUCCGCGCGUUCCACAGAUCCAACACAAUCUACCGAAAAUAUUGUAAUCGUUUUCCUCUUAGCGCAAAUUUCUGUGGCUGCUGCAUUGAUAAACUGAGCAUUUAUACUUAUUACUUAUUAAAUGUAGGCUAUGAAAUAGGUAAACAAUUUAUUCUUAAACAAUUACCAAAAAUGUUUAAAUUAAAGUGCGAGAGAUUUCAAAUCA
Molecule: messenger RNA, 1206 nt
Organism: Drosophila serrata
Lineage: Eukaryota; Metazoa; Arthropoda; Insecta; Diptera; Drosophilidae
Product: protein-L-histidine N-pros-methyltransferase
Molecular function (GO): protein-L-histidine N-pros-methyltransferase activity
Source: RefSeq, a predicted model, not a curated record